Molecule: messenger RNA, 297 nt
Organism: Sporothrix schenckii 1099-18
Lineage: Eukaryota; Fungi; Ascomycota; Sordariomycetes; Ophiostomatales; Ophiostomataceae
Exons: 2
Coding region: 1-297 (98 amino acids)
Source: RefSeq, a predicted model, not a curated record
AUGUCUGACGCAACAAGCGCCUCGUUGCUUCUGAAACACCUAAAAGGCCGCCCUGCAGGAAAAUUCACGCCGACAGCCUACACACUGGCUGCAGAUAGCCUGCAGAAUGGGGGGCUCUCAGUGUCUGUGUCGAGAACGCAACGAACGAGCCAGCCACACACAGGACAGGUGGAACUGGAGAGCACGACAUGGUCUCAGGUCACAUUCGUUCCCGAAAUAGAACAGGAGCAGACAAGAACCGAGGAGAACAAAGAGCGAGAGGGGAAGCACGAGAGAGAAUUACAGCGAGCGGCAUAA